Hippocampus zosterae (dwarf seahorse) is the source of this 4206-nucleotide messenger RNA. RefSeq names its product kelch-like family member 2 (gene klhl2). The coding region runs from base 401 to 2218 and encodes 605 amino acids. The transcript is spliced from 15 exons. Lineage: Eukaryota; Metazoa; Chordata; Actinopteri; Syngnathiformes; Syngnathidae. The record is from RefSeq and is a predicted model, not a curated record. Gene Ontology annotation, molecular function: protein binding.
GUUUCUAUUAGUAACUCGUUGUCGGCAUCGAGGACCUCUUUCACGUCUCCUUGUUUAUGCGUCUCAAGCAGCUAGGAGAAUGGGGAUAAAAAAAACAUUUAGCUUCGCCCGUCUCGUCUCUCACAACACCCAGCAACGAAGAGGGUCACACGGGGAGAACAUAAAAAAACGUUCCCUUUAGCCUUCCUGUCACUUCCUUUGUCCUAAGGAAUAAGGAGUUACCUUAUCAAGUGACUACGGGCUAGCUCGGUCCUCUUCUUCCCAGGCUCGCCGGCUCGCCUCGGCACCCGCAUCCGUACGGAGCGUCACCGCGGUCAGGCACCGGUGUAGCAAACCCCCUCCUCCGUCACCACACCCGCCGCGGCCGAUUAGGAGGACGAAAACACCGCGCGGAUAUGGAAUGGUGCAUGCCGCUAGGCCAAGUGUGCUACCGUUGAAUACAAGCGGAAUCAUGGACACGCAUCCACCGUGCACAAGACUUUGUCCACAUGCUCUGAACAAAGAGGAUGGUGUGGAGAGACAAAGUGCGGUCACUCUCAACCCUCGACACAUGAGGAAAGCUUUCAAAGUCAUGAAUGAAAUGCGCAGUCAAAGCUUGUUGUGUGACGUCACCAUCGUAGCGGAGGACGUGGAGAUCUCCGCUCACCGUGUGGUGCUCGCCGCCGGCAGUCCGUACUUCCACGCCAUGUUCACAGGGGAGAUGGCCGAGAGCCGAGCCAAACGCGUGAGAAUCAAGGAGAUGGACGGGUGGACUCUGGGACUCCUGGUGGACUACAUCUACACUGCUGAGAUAAAAGUCACAGAGGAGAAUGUGCAGGCUCUGCUGCCGGCCGCCGGUCUGCUGCAGCUGAACGAGGUGAAGAAGUCGUGCUGCGACUUCCUGAGCUCUCAGCUGCACCCGUCCAACUGCUUGGGCAUCCGAGCCUUCGCUGACCUGCAUGCCUGCUUGCAACUACUCACGCAGGCCAACUGCUACGCAGAGCAACACUUUACCGAGGUGGUCGCCAGCGAGGAGUUCCUCAAUCUGGGCAUGGAGCAAGUUUCAAGCCUCAUCGCCAGUGACAAACUCACCAUUCCCACCGAGGAGAAGGUCUUUGAAUCGGUCAUCGCGUGGGUCAACCACGACAAAGAUGUGCGACAGGAGCACUUGGCUCACCUCAUGGAGCACGUGCGCCUGCCCCUGCUCACCAGAGAAUACCUGGUGCAGCGCGUGGAGGAGGAGUCCCUUAUCAAGAACAGCAGCGCAUGUAAGGACUACUUGAUCGAAGCCAUGAAGUACCACCUGCUGCCCGCUGACCAGCGAGCACUCAUGAAGACGGCACGUACGCGCAUGCGGACCCCCGCCUGCUGCCCGAAGGUGAUGGUGGUGGUCGGCGGCCAGGCGCCCAAGGCCAUCCGCAGUGUUGAAUGUUACGACUUUGAGGAGCAGCGUUGGUACCAGGUGGCAGAGUUGCCCACCCGCCGGUGCAGAGCGGGCGUGGUGUACGUGGGCACAUGCGUGUACGCCGUGGGGGGCUUCAAUGGUUCCCUGCGCGUGCGUACGGUGGAUUGUUAUGACCCCGCGAUGGACCGCUGGACCAGUGUCAGCAGCAUGCAAGACCGUCGAUCCACGCUCGGGGCCGCCAUGCUCAAUGGACUUUUGUACGCCGUCGGGGGCUUCGAUGGAAGCACGGGUUUGUCCACCGUUGAGGCGUACAACGCCAAGACGGAUGAGUGGUUCCACGUGUUGCCCAUGAGCACACGACGAAGCAGCGUGGGAGUGGGUGUUGUUAACGGUAUCCUGUAUGCCGUCGGUGGUUACGACGGCGCCACUAGACAGUGUCUGAGCACUGUGGAAGCCUACAACCCCAAAAGCAACACGUGGAGUUACAUCGCUGAAAUGGGCACGCGACGCAGUGGCGCCGGCGUGGGCGUGCUGAAAGGUUUGCUGUACGCCGUGGGCGGUCAUGACGGUCCUUUGGUGAGGAAGAGCUGUGAAGUGUUCGACCCGGCCUCCAACAGCUGGCGACAGGUGGCCGAUAUGAACAUGUGUCGUCGUAACGCAGGUGUGUGCACCAUCAACAACUUGCUAUAUGUGGUGGGCGGUGACGAUGGCAGCUGCAAUUUGGCCUCGGUGGAAUUCUACAACCCCAACUCGGACAAAUGGACGCUGGUGCCCAGCUGCAUGAGCACGGGACGCAGUUAUGCAGGUGUGACGGUGAUCGACAAGCCCUUAUGACUGCUGGCGCCGCCUGCCGCUGAUUAGAAGCAGAAGUUGCAUCCUGCCGAGUUCUCACGUGGGGAUCUGUCGUUGUCUCCCGUGACGUUUGCACGUUGGUCACUCGCGUCGACAAGUUGCGAGACGGAGGCCACGGCGACGAAGGUGAUGAUGUUGGCGACCGGAAAGAUUAUUUGUAAUUUUUUUGCACUUAACGUGAGUGCGGGGAGGGUUUGAGACUGUGUUUUGAUCCUGUCGAGGGCAAAUGGGCCCAGCCAGGCCACCGCAGGGUGGCGGCGGGCUGGGCGGCCAGACACAGCCGCCAAAUGACUACUGACAUGAAGCUACUAAACGUGCUAAUCAUUUACUAGGAAGGGGAGCUUGCUGCUCUCGAAGUGGGACUAUGAAAAUCUUCUCAUCGCUGGAGUGUUUUGUGCGCUUGCCCGCAAAGGUUCGCCGUUGCUCGUGAGCCCUAUUUGCGUGCGUCCAUGCGUUUGUUUGUGUGCAUUUUAAGUGGACGGCUGCAUGAAUGCACUGUGCGUGGCCGCUUAUCUUUUUGGAGAGCGUUACAGCGCGCCUGAAUGUUAAAACGGUUGGCUGCUUCGUCCUUCCUUUUCGUGAUGCCUUUUGCGCCCUUUGUGGACAUAGUGGCGGAAUAGAGUAGUUUGAUGUUGUUUCUACAGAGGAACAUUUUUUGGUGCACCCAACAGAAAAUCGGAGUCCCCCCUGCCUCAAAACAGGAGUUUUUCUCGUAAAAUUGUGCUUUCUUUUUUUUCCCACCAGAAAUCGUAAUUGAAAAAAGCAGUUCUUCUUUAUGCUUCUUUUUAUUCUCAAAUAGACAACUUUUUCAGAAAUAUGACUUUUUUUUCCUCCCCAAAUUUUACUUCAGAAAAAGUUUACUGCUGAAAAAUGCCAAAACAUAACAUUUUUUAGUGGAAAAUGACUCUCAAAGUUUGAUCCUAUUCUUGAAAAUUUGACCUUUCAAGUAAAAUGUUUUUUUUCCUGGAAGAAAUAACCGCUGCAGUUUUUUGGGGUCAAGAUGAUUUUUUUUAAAUUAAAUACGGCAUUUUUUUCCUUGAGUUUUUAUCAAUUACAAUAAAACCACCCCCCUCAAAACUAAAUGUUCCAUUGCAAAAAUAUAUACCAGUAUAUUUUUUCAACUUUUACUUUUUUCCUUGGGGGGGGGGGAUCUAAGAUCUUUUUUUUUCACAGAUUGUGACACCGCUCGCCCCCAAAAUUAACAGAAAUUAUUUCACAUUUUCUCAAAUUUUUUAAUGCAUUUUCCCCAAAUAAGAACUCUAGUGUUCACCUGAGUUCUUAUUUCCUUUUAAGAAAUAACACUAUAUGCCUCUUUAAAAACGUUUUUCUAAAAAAAGAAAGAAAUAAAAAUCCCCCACAACCCUUUGCCUAAAAAUCCAACUUUUUUGUUGUUGUAUAACAAAAAAGGCUUUAAGGCUUUUUUUCUGUUAAAAAAAAAUUGAAGAAGAGAAGCUUUAGCAAUGAGGAUUGCCAAACUCAUGCGGGCCUGAACAGCGGUGCUAGCUAGCUAGCUAGCUGCUGGUUUGAGUAAGACCUACAGUAUUGCAUGUGCUUUACUGUUGCCGGCAGUCAUGUUUACUCACUGCAUGCGCGCCCCCUGAGGUCAACUGCCCUAAGGACUAACCCAGUAAACUGACGUAUGAUGAAUGUGCCAAUUUUACAGCAUCUUGACUAAUUCCAUAAAGUGACCAACCUCUGCCCCCACCCGACCCUUUUUACUGAUUUCUUUCUGAUUUACUGAUUGAAUUGCUUUCGCUGCUUUUUUUUUUUUUCUUCCCCUCCUGGUCAACUCUAUAACGAGGACUCUCGUUGUCGGCUUAAUAACUUUGAAUAUGUUUGUCAUUACAUGUUUUGUAGAGCAUUAUUAAUAAAUCAUUUGCUUCUUGUAUUUACAUUGAAAAAGCUGUGAUAUUGCAUACAGUUAGCUGUUUUUAAAAAUCUUUGCCAACUCGGUAAACUAUUUAAAUGGA